CGUUCAGCAAACGUGUAGCUUCCUUCCCUCUGUUCACUUUACAGUUUCCAAUUCAAUCUCACUUUACAUUUUACCAAUUCCAACCAUCAAAAUCUUAAUCAAUUCUUACAGAGAAAAACAAUGAUGGGUUUUUCAACGUUGGUAACAUCAGGGCCAAACCUCUUCCUUCCCAAGAAACCCCAGAACUUUAAUUUCCCAAUUCGCUGCCUUUCUUCACCGUCUGUAUCAGCUUCAAGGCAAUCAAAGUUAACCGAGUUCGAUUUGAAGACUUACUGGACCACCCUUAUUGCAGAAAUCAAUCAGAAGCUUGAAGAAGCAAUCCCAGUGAAGUACCCAGAGCAGAUCUAUGAAGCAAUGAGGUACUCUGUUCUAGCAAAGGGUGCUAAGCGAGCCCCUCCAGUUAUGUGUGUGGCUGCGUAUGAACUUUUUGGUGGUAACAGACUUGCCGCUUUUCCUACUGCUUGUGCUCUUGAAAUGGUUCAUGCUGCUUCGUUAAUUCAUGAUGACCUUCCCUGCAUGGAUGAUGAUCCAGUACGCAGAGGCCAACCAUCAAACCAUACAAUCUAUGGUGUUGACAUGGCAAUCCUUGCUGGUGAUGCACUCUUCCCUCUUGGCUUCCGCCAUAUUGUCUCACACACACCUACUGAAAUUGUUCCUGAGGUCCGCCUCUUGCGAGUGAUUGCUGAGAUUGCCCGCACUGUGGGGUCUACUGGCAUGGCUGCCGGGCAGUUCCUGGACCUCAAAGGUGGCCCCAAUUCUGUUGAUUAUAUUCAAGAAAAAAAAUAUGGUGAAAUGAGCGAGUGCUCUGCUGUGUGUGGGGGAUUGUUGGCUGGUGCUAAAGAUGAUGAGAUAGGAAGUUUGAGGAGGUAUGGGAGAGCUGUUGGUGUCUUGUAUGAAGUGGUGAAUGAUGUUCUGGAGGCAAAAUUGAUGGAAAAUGAAGAAAUGGAGAAGAAUCAAAAGAAAGUUAAAAGUUAUGUGAGUUUGUAUGGGAUUGAGAAAGCGAUGGAGGUGGUAGAGGAGCUUUGGACCAAGGCGAAGAACGAAUUGGAUGGGUUUGACAAGUAUGGUGACAGUGUUGCACCACUAUAUAGCUUCAUAGAUUAUGCUGUUUAUAGAGGCUUCAAUGUUGGUGACUUGAGUUAAUGAUUUUUUUCCUGCAUUCUGCAAUUGAUGAGACGCUUAAAGUUGUGAAUUUACAUUGAUGAUUGUUAGUUGAUCUGGUUAACUUUGGUGGAUAU
Messenger RNA from Durio zibethinus, 1238 nucleotides. RefSeq names its product heterodimeric geranylgeranyl pyrophosphate synthase small subunit, chloroplastic-like. The record is from RefSeq and is a predicted model, not a curated record. NCBI's taxonomy places the organism in Eukaryota, Viridiplantae, Streptophyta, Magnoliopsida, Malvales, Malvaceae. Gene Ontology annotation, molecular function: prenyltransferase activity. Gene Ontology annotation, biological process: isoprenoid biosynthetic process.